CGUGCGUGCCCUUUGGACACUGGUUGGUGUGUUGUCGGAAUGGCGUUUUCAGCGUGCUCGACGGCGGCAGUCCGCGCCGCUCUUGCCAAAGCGUGCGUGGAGCUUGGCGCGAACGAGGAUGUGUACCAAGUCGACAUUUACCGCCGUCUGGCGCAGGAGGCCAAAGUGUUGUACGACACGGAGAAGAUUCGCGACCGCGUGAAGGAGCAUCCACUGACUGCGGACAUGGCAAAACAACACCCGCAACUCGUCGAGUUUGUUGUGGAAGACUCUGCCAUCCAUUGCGACACCAAUCGAAACGUAUUCAUGGAAGGCGUAGUCACGUUUGACAGGUCGUUGGCUCAUGCAACCCAACAUCAACACAGCAAGAAGAAGGCCAAAGUUGACCACGACCGCAUGCAACUCGUGUACACGUACGACCGUCAGUAUGCUGGCAAACAAUUUGGCACAACCGUGGCGUUUGGCGUGCACGUUGUGUUUGGGUACGGACAGAAAAUCCCGUUGGUCGAGUGCGCAUUUCGCACAUCAGGGCGAUACCCCGUGAGUUACUAUGCCCGUCAGGCGGAACAGGACUGUGCAUCGCCGAAUGACGACGCUAAAGUCAGCGACGGAGACGAUGGAAGCGAUGCCGAAGAAGGUGGCACGGACGAAGGGAACGAUGCGGCCGGCGAACCCGAUGACGCCGACGCUAGCAACGAUGCGAGCGAUGACGAAGAAGUCGAGAACGCCGACGACGAAGCUAGCUGUGGCGACGCGAUGGAAGUGCGGGUACUCGGAGAUGACGAAAAGGACUGGGAAUACGUCGAAUCGUUCGAGUUUCAACAAGAGACACUCGAGCAAGUGUGUGCAUGGCUCGCGGAACCGAGCGCCCUAAAGGUCGAACUCUCGCCGCAGGACGCAUUGAGUUUUGUGCUUGUCAUGCCAUUUCAUGAGGACGAAUUUGCCGUCGACGACCGAAUAUUCGACAUCGUGUUCAACGAAGACAGCGACGACAGUGACGAUGGCAAUGACGGGAGCGGCAGUGGCGAAGACGACGCAUAACGAGUCUGGCAAGCAAAGUGUAAUGUGAAUCUAUGUGCCCCAGGUGACCUAGCGCAGGACAAAAACCCGACAUGUUUGCCGAUAAAGCUGCACGAGUGCUAUGGGCGGCAAUUUGCAAGCUCUUUCGCAUGUGCUUGGCCCGACGUUCACACGACGA
This is a messenger RNA of Aphanomyces invadans, 1198 nucleotides long. RefSeq lists its product as hypothetical. Bases 40 to 1041 code for a protein of 333 amino acids. NCBI's taxonomy places the organism in Eukaryota, Oomycota, Saprolegniomycetes, Saprolegniales, Verrucalvaceae. The transcript has a single exon. The record is from RefSeq and is a predicted model, not a curated record.